UUUACGAAGCGUCUAGGCAACAUAGCCAGCCUGGAUGAGUGGGGCUGAAGGGCCGGUUCCGUGCUGCAAUAACUACGGAUCACUAGCAUUAGAGAGCACCGGGCCUAGUGGGGUUAAUGUAGUUGACUGACUUCCUCGCCCAUUACAAGGCCGUACCCCAGAAGAAGCUUACUGACCAGCCGAUGGAAUCGGAGGGAAUGGCAGAGUCGGUUCCGUCCUUGGCCCUGGACUCGGUUCUCAAACGGAGUAGCACGAUGCCUGAGGGUUCAGUGCAGAUCAGGGGCUAUGACUUCAACAGAGGCGUUGACCACCACGCUCUGCUGCAGUCCUACCUGACCACCGGCUAUCAGGCAUCCAACUUUGGCCAGGCCGUGCACCAGAUCAAUGCAAUGAUUGAGAAGAAGUUGGAACCCUUGGAUGAAUCUGAGAAGAAUGCAAUGAAUCUGAACCCGUGCCAGCGGGAGAUUACGGGCUGCACCAUUUUCCUGGGAUACACCUCAAACCUCAUCAGUUCGGGGAUCCGGGAGACUAUCCGAUAUCUUGUGCAACACAACAUGGUUGACUGUGUGGUGACCACGGCAGGUGGUGUUGAGGAAGAUCUCAUCAAAUGCUUAGCACCGACCUAUCUUGGCGAUUUCAGCCUGAAGGGUAAAGAGCUGCGUGUCAGUGGGAUUAACAGAAUUGGAAAUCUUCUCGUUCCCAAUGACAACUAUUGCAAGUUUGAGGACUGGUUGAUGCCAAUCCUGGAUCAGAUGGUCCUGGAGCAGAAGGAGCAGGGAGUGAAAUGGACCCCAUCAAAGAUGAUUGCUCGACUAGGGAAAGAGAUCGAUAACCCAGAGUCGGUCUACUACUGGGCUUACAAGAACAAUAUUCCUGUCUUCAGCCCUGCCCUGACAGACGGCGCGAUCGGUGACAUGAUCUACUUCCACUCCUACAAGAACCCCGGGCUGGUGCUUGAUAUCGCUGAAGACAUUCGCAGAAUAAACAACAUGGCAGUGUACGCCAAACAGACAGGGAUGAUCAUUCUGGGAGGGGGUGUGGUGAAGCAUCACAUUGCCAAUGCCAACCUCAUGAGGAACGGAGCGAACUUCUCGGUUUUCGUGAACACAGGCCAGGAGUUUGAUGGCUCCGAUUCUGGAGCCAGGCCCGAUGAAGCUGUUUCCUGGGGUAAAAUUCGUAUGGAUGCUAAACCUGUGAAGGUCUGUGCUGACGCCACUCUCGUUUUCCCUCUGCUGGUCGCGGAGACAUUUGCGUCCAAGUUGAGUGCGUUUUCGUCUCACCGGAAGAUGAUUUAAUCCACUGCCCGCGCAAGGCAAGCAAAUCCUACGAGCUGCUGCUGCCGAUGACACCAUCUCUUGUACCCCGGUGCCAUCGGGAUCCCGUCUGCCACACACUCUCCCUGCCAGUGGGAAGCUGCUGUUUCACAGGAACAGGCUGUGAGCCCUAAUCUCACAGAUCGACAGUGCGGAAUGGAGGGAAGGAGAGCGACGUGGCUGCGUCCUGGAGGAAUUACCCUUCAUCCACGUUUAUUCAAACUGUUGGGAGAAAUGGAUGUUUGCUUUAUGUUUUAGAAUAUGAGUUGCUGAUUGAUCCCUUCCUGCUUUUCCAUGUCAUUAGGGAAGCUGAGUAAUAGGCUGUGUGGAUGCAUGCACACGACGCGUGGAAUAAGGAGCAGAGAGUGGCCAGGAACAUACUACUUCACUAAAAUAUUUUGAAGGCCUUCAUGAGUUAAACCAUGGCCCAGUUUCAGCCUGGGUCAUGAGCAAACGUGAGCAGUGUGACACAUACAGAAUGCUGCAGGAACUCAGCAGGUCUGGCAGCGUUCGUGGAGAGGAAGAUAGUAUUGAUGUUUUGGGCCAAGGUCCUUCAGCGACACUCUGACCGGCUGACUUCCUCUAGCGUUCCGUGUGUAUGUUGCUCUGAAUUCCCGAAUCUGCAGAAUCUCGUGUUACAGAUGCAAGCAGAGCUUGCAAUGUCUGGCUUGUGUCACUUCGUUCCUCAUCGGGCGCUGGUAGAUCCCUAAGCCCACGUUAAACGGGUAUUUGCUGCACGGGUGGAGGGAGGAGACUGGAGAAACUUGCACAAUUUAAAAAAAAUCAAAUUCUUACUUGAGGAUCUGACUGCUACCUGGAGAUGAAUAAAAUCAGCGGCUGAAAAUCUG
Mobula hypostoma (lesser devil ray) is the source of this 2161-nucleotide messenger RNA. It is a transcript of the gene dhps, whose product is annotated as deoxyhypusine synthase. The record is from RefSeq and is a predicted model, not a curated record. The coding region runs from base 183 to 1295 and encodes 370 amino acids. Gene Ontology annotation, cellular component: cytoplasm. NCBI's taxonomy places the organism in Eukaryota, Metazoa, Chordata, Chondrichthyes, Myliobatiformes, Myliobatidae. Gene Ontology annotation, biological process: peptidyl-hypusine biosynthetic process. Gene Ontology annotation, molecular function: deoxyhypusine synthase activity. The transcript has 10 exons.